This is a messenger RNA of Aspergillus steynii IBT 23096, 1119 nucleotides long. The transcript has 3 exons. Gene Ontology annotation, cellular component: nucleolus; preribosome, large subunit precursor. Lineage: Eukaryota; Fungi; Ascomycota; Eurotiomycetes; Eurotiales; Aspergillaceae. The record is from RefSeq and is a predicted model, not a curated record. The coding region runs from base 409 to 987 and encodes 192 amino acids. Gene Ontology annotation, biological process: intracellular mRNA localization; ribosomal large subunit biogenesis. Gene Ontology annotation, molecular function: mRNA binding.
AUUGGGCAACUGGGGAGGACUGGUGGAGGAGGAGGAGGGGGGGAGACGAGGGAAGAAGACCGCUGGAGAGAAGGAAAGUCGACGUUCCUUUCGGCUUCCGUCUGGGUUAGCGUGACGAUGCGAGUCGCGGGCAGAGCGUCUCCUUCACCGCCUGCCUGUUCCAAAAAAUUUCUUCCGUCUGUUGCGCUCCAGUUGCGAUUUUUCGGGCGUCCUCGAUCCUCGAUCAUACGUGGGAUCUGGUUUUUCGGCUUGGUUUUUCUUCAUUUUGUACUGCGGCCGUGAGUCUUGAGAAGGGAAUCGACGCCAUCCUUCCCCUCUUUUUUGUUCCUACCAUCUUCCUGGUCGCUCGCCUUGAACAUCCUGAAUAUCUUCCACCUUUGAUUUCCUCCGCCCGCAACAGCAGUAACUAUGGCGCCGACCAAACCUUCGGCGAAGGGAAAGUCCUCGUCUGGAGGCGAUUCGAAAACGAGCAAGCCGCUCUCAUCGGGAACCAAGAUCAGCAAGAAAAAUGUCAAGCGCCCGCCGCCAAAGGAAGUCAAGUCGAAGGCCCGCACGGAACCGUCGCUGUUGAAGAAGACCAAGAAGAAGCAAUACUCGGAAGCCGAAUUGGAUCUGCCCAAGCUGAAUACGAUUACGCCGGUCGGAGUGGUGAAGCCGAAGGGGAAGAAGAAGGGAAAGACUUUCGUUGAUGAUCAGGAGGGUAUGGCGACUAUUCUGGCCAUGGUGAAUGCUGAGAAAGAAGGUCAAAUCGAGUCGAAACUCAUGAAGGCGCGCCAAUUGGAGGAAAUCCGGGAGGCGAGGAAGAAGGAGGCCGAGGCCAGACAGGCGCAGAAGAAAUCGAAGCUGGAGGAUGCCAAACAGUCAAUUCGCCAGAACCGGAAGCGCAAGGGCGAUUCUGACCCGAAGCCCAAGGCCGCUCCCAAAGCCGACGACUCGGCUUCAAAGUCUAAGCCUAAGGGGAAGAAGAAGAGCGUUUCAUUUGCUUAAAGUUUAUGUAAAAACAAAAGUUAAUUCUGUCUAUACCAAGUCUAUGUAUUUAGAAGGGGUCUGGCGUUUCCACCUGGUCUAUGCUUUUGAACAGUGACAUGAAUGAGAACUCAUGACGAAUAUCGCUGCAUC